AAAAUUGUACUGAACUGUCAAGUGUCAAAUACCGAUCAAGCAAACGUCAACUAUCUGUCAAAUGAAAAUUACCAAAUUUUUUCCUUUACCGGGGGUAUAGGUUAGUUUUAGUUUUACUUGUAAAUUAAGAAAAAUUAGAAAAUAAAAUGUUAUUCUUCAGAAGUGUGAGGCAUCUGUACCUAACCAAACGCAAUUUUGCUGCAGAAAAAUCAUUGUUGGCUACUCUGCGGAAAAAAACAGGUUACACCUUUGCCAACUGUAAAAAAGCUCUAGAAAUGCAUAACAACAAUUUAGGAGAAGCAGAACAAUGGUUGAAACAGCAAGCCCAAGCUCUAGGUUGGUCCAAAGCCACCAAACUGGAAGGAAGACAGACUACACAAGGACUUAUUGGAGUGGCGAUAGAAAAUAACGCUGGGGUGUUGGUUGAAGUGAAUUGUGAGACAGAUUUCGUCGCUAGAAAUAAAGAGUUUCAGAAUAUGGUUGAAGAAACAGCCAUGAGUUGUUUGCAAUUUGCCAAAACUCAACAAAAUUCAGCAAGUCAGUAUAAUACAAAGAUAUGUUUGGACAGUGAGCAGCUGAAGAAUUUGAAGGCAGGUGAUGGUAAAUCUCUAGCUGAUAGAUUAGCACUUAUGAUUGGAACUGUAGGAGAGAAUGCUAGUUUGAAGAGAGCCAUGUGUAUCAAAGCAGGAGAUGGGAUUCACUUAACAGGUUAUGCCCAUCCAUCUGGCAGCACGAGCAAUAAUGUACAGUUAGGGCGGUUAGGAGGACUAGUGGCUUAUAAAGCACUAGAACACAAUGAAACUACAUCUGAAGUUAGUAGGGGCCUCUGUCAACAUAUUGUCGGUAUGUGCCCCACAAAAAUCGGUUCUGACGACGACAAACCUUCCACAAACAAAGAGGAAGAGACUUGUCUCAUCCACCAAGACUACCUUCUAGAUGAUACCGUGACCGUGGACGAGGUUCUUAGAGAUAACGAUAUGGAAGUGAUCGAUUUUAAGAGGUUCGAGUGUGGAGAAACUUCCAAGGCAAGAGGGGAUCAACCGUUGGAGUACGUGGAGACAUGUCAGUAGAAGUUUUCAGUGAAUGUGUAUAUAUUGUUUGUUAUAUUUUAAAUUAAAAUGUGAUAUAGGACAA
Molecule: messenger RNA, 1134 nt
Organism: Diabrotica virgifera virgifera (western corn rootworm)
Lineage: Eukaryota; Metazoa; Arthropoda; Insecta; Coleoptera; Chrysomelidae
Gene: mEFTs
Product: elongation factor Ts, mitochondrial
Exons: 6
Coding region: 147-1070 (307 amino acids)
Biological process (GO): mitochondrial translational elongation
Cellular component (GO): mitochondrial matrix
Molecular function (GO): protein binding; translation elongation factor activity
Source: RefSeq, a predicted model, not a curated record